This is a messenger RNA of Leptonychotes weddellii (Weddell seal), 3901 nucleotides long. It is a transcript of the gene TFIP11, whose product is annotated as tuftelin interacting protein 11. Gene Ontology annotation, biological process: spliceosomal complex disassembly. Gene Ontology annotation, cellular component: U2-type post-mRNA release spliceosomal complex. Gene Ontology annotation, molecular function: nucleic acid binding. NCBI's taxonomy places the organism in Eukaryota, Metazoa, Chordata, Mammalia, Carnivora, Phocidae. The record is from RefSeq and is a predicted model, not a curated record.
GACUCAAAAUGGCUUAUCUCGUCUUCUUGUUUUUCCUCACUCUGCUCCCUGGUGAAGCUUUUAGUCUGUUAGACUCUCUCCCCCCGGCCUUCUCUUGUAUGAAACCUCUCUUUCUAAUUUCUUUCCUGAGUACAUACUGUGUGUCAGUCAUGAUGACACUACAAGUCAGUGGGGAUACAGAGACCAUGAAGUCACAGUGCCUGUCUCACGAAGACGGCAGUUAAUUGGCUUCCUGUAGGUUCUUGAUUCAUUAAUAACGACAGGAAGUUAGAUCCAGAUCUUUGACCAGAAGUCCAGGGCAAUUCUAACAAUUGCCUCUUGAAUCUUUUCAUCAUAUGGAGGAGAGAGUGAGAAAGAACAUAAGCAAAAAUUAACAGCUAACACUUCCUAAGCACCUACGGUGUGGCAGGUACAGUUGAAACGGCUUACAUAUUUGAUCUCACCGAUCCUCAACCAUUUUGCAAAAGAGGAAACCGAGGCUUCCAGAGAUGUAGUGACUUGCCCAACGCCCGUCUGUAAGUGGCAGAGCGGACAUGGGAACUCCAGAGCCUGUGUGCUUACAGAGUCCAGAGGCAGCCAGGGAUUUCCUGGGAGGGCUUGGUGCCUCUUUCCUUCAUUGCAUCCCUUGAGCCUAGCACAGGGUAGGCACUGGGUACGUUUCUAUUAGAUCAGUAAAUGAAUGAAUGUUAUUAGCCAACAGGCUGGAAAAGAAGAGAAGGGAAAGAUUUCCUGGAGGGAAUACCUGGGAUCUCUAGAGCUUGCCCAUUCAUUCCUGCACUCUCUCAAGCUCCCGCAGAAGGCAACUGCUCUGUGCCCAUGACGGUGCUUACACUAAAGGACCCCAAAGAUACAGGAGGCAGUCUUGACCUUCAUUAUUCCCGCUUUCAGGCUAGGUCCCGGCCCCACUAUUGCCUCACGCUAUUCCUCACGACUACCCAGUGAGCUAGUCCUAUAUCCCCAUUUUACAGAUUUUGAAUCUCAGGCUGGCAAAGGAGUCCACGCAGGCCAAGGUGGCUCGGCGUCGUCCACACCUAGAGGGCGCGGAGGGGAAGCCGAGGCGGCCAGGAAAUACGCCUCCAGCCAUUAGAAGCCCUGAAAAUCCCCGCCUCCUUUCUCUCCUCUUAGCCCCGCCCCUCUAGAGCCGAAGGCGCUCUAGCCUUCCGCUGCUGCCGUGGUAACCAGCGCACCGGUUCCGCUACCGAUACGUCAUUUCCGGCGCGCCAUCCUAGACGCAUCCGGGUUCCGGCCGCCGAAGCGGUGAGCUGCUCCCCGGAGCCGUUAGUUGUAUUUGGUCUGCGGGACCCGGGGGAGUGGCUGGCCAUGUCACUGUCCCACUUGUACCGGGAUGGGGAAGGCCACAUGGAUGACGAUGACGAUGAGCGGGAGAACUUUGAGAUCACCGACUGGGAUCUCCAGAAUGAAUUUAACCCUAACCGGCAGCGCCACUGGCAGACCAAGGAAGAGGCCACGUAUGGAGUGUGGGCGGAGAGAGACUCAGACGAAGAGAGGCCCAGCUUUGGAGGCAAACGGGCCCGCGACUACUCUGCGCCAGUCAACUUCAUCAGUGCAGGCCUCAAGAAAGGGGCAGCAGAGGGGGCCGAGCUGGAAGAUUCAGAAGAUGAAGAGAAGCCUGUUAAGCAGGAUGACUUUCCUAAGGAUUUCGGACCCAAGAAGUUAAAGACGGGUGGCAAUUUUAAACCCAGCCAGAAAGGCUUUGCAGGAGGAACCAAGUCUUUCAUGGAUUUUGGCAGCUGGGAAAGACACACAAAAGGCAUUGGACAGAAGCUUCUUCAGAAGAUGGGCUACGUCCCUGGCAGGGGCCUCGGGAAAAAUGCACAAGGUAUCAUUAACCCCAUCGAAGCCAAGCAGAGAAAGGGAAAAGGUGCCGUGGGAGCUUAUGGCUCAGAGCGGACCCCUCAGUCCCUGCAAGACUUCCCCGUGGUUGACUCCGAAGAAGAAGCUGAAGAGGAGUUUCAGAAGGAGCUGAGCCAGUGGAGGAAAGACCCCAGUGGAAGCAAGAAGAAGCCCAAAUACUCAUAUAAGACAGUAGAAGAGUUGAAGGCCAAGGGCAGGAUUAGCAAGAAGCUUGCUGCCCCGCAGAAGGAGCUUUCUCAGGUCAAGGUCAUCGACAUGACGGGCCGGGAGCAGAAGGUCUACUACAGCUACAGCCAGAUCAGCCACAAGCACAGCGUCCCCGACGACGGGCUGCCGCCGCAGGCCCAGCAGCCACCCCAGCCCGGCAAAGAGGCCAAGGCGCCGGGCUUCGCGCUGCCCGAGCUGGAGCACAACCUGCAGCUGCUCAUCGACCUCACGGAGCAGGAGAUCAUCCAGAGCGACCGGCAGCUGCAGUACGAGCGGGACAUGGUGGUCAACCUGUCGCAUGAGCUGGACAAGAUGUCGGAGGUCCUGGAGCAUGAGGAGCGGGUCAUCGCGAACCUCAGCAAGGUCCUGGAGAUGGUGGAGGAGUGCGAGCGGCGCCUGCAGCCCGGCUGCAGCGACCCCCUCACCCUGGACGAGUGCGCCCGCGUCUUCGAGACCCUGCAAGACAAGUACUACGAGGAGUACAGGAUGUCCGACCGCGUGGACCUCGCUGUGGCCAUUGUCUACCCGCUCAUGAAGGAGUACUUCAGGGAGUGGGACCCGCUGAAGGACUGCGCGUACGGCACUGAGGUCAUCUCCAAGUGGAAGAGCCUCCUGGAGAACGACCAGCUCUUAUCCCACGGUGGGCAGGACCUGUCGGCAGAUGCCUUUCACAGGCUGAUAUGGGAAGUCUGGAUGCCUUUCGUUCGAAAUAUCGUCACCCAGUGGCAGCCAAGGAAUUGUGACCCGAUGGUGGACUUUUUGGACAGCUGGGUGCACAUUAUUCCCGUGUGGAUCUUAGAUAACAUCCUGGACCAGCUUAUCUUCCCCAAGCUGCAGAAGGAGGUGGAAAACUGGAACCCGCUGACAGACACUGUGCCUAUCCACUCCUGGGUCCACCCGUGGCUGCCCCUCAUGCAAGCGCGCCUGGAGCCCCUCUACUCCCCCAUCCGCAGCAAGCUGUCCAGCGCCCUGCAGAAGUGGCACCCCAGCGACUCAUCCGCCAAGCUCAUCCUGCAGCCCUGGAAAGACGUGUUCACCCCAGGCUCCUGGGAAGCGUUCAUGGUCAAGAACAUAGUACCCAAGCUGGGGAUGUGUCUCGGGGAGUUGGUCAUUAACCCCCACCAGCAGCACAUGGAUGCUUUUUACUGGGUCAUCGACUGGGAAGGAAUGAUCUCUGUGUCCAGCCUGGUGGGGCUGCUCGAGAAACACUUCUUCCCUAAGUGGCUUCAGGUGCUAUGCUCUUGGCUCAGUAACAGCCCGAAUUAUGAGGAGAUCACCAAGUGGUACCUGGGUUGGAAGUCCAUGUUCUCAGACCAAGUGCUGGCACACCCAUCUGUCAAGGACAAAUUUAACGAAGCACUUGACAUCAUGAACAGGGCAGUGUCCUCCAACGUUGGUGCCUACAUGCAGCCCGGAGCGCGGGAGAACAUAGCCUACCUCACGCACACGGAGCGGAGGAAGGACUUCCAGUACGAGGCCAUGCAGGAGCGACGGGAGGCUGAGAACAUGGCCCAGAGGGGCAUCGGCGUGGCUGCCAGCUCCGUGCCCAUGAACUUUAAGGACCUCAUUGAGACCAAGGCUGAGGAGCACAACAUCGUGUUCAUGCCGGUCAUCGGGAAGCGACACGAAGGGAAGCAGCUCUACACCUUUGGCCGCAUCGUCAUCUACAUCGACCGGGGAGUGGUGUUCGUCCAGGGCGAGAAGACCUGGGUGCCCACCUCCCUGCAGAGCCUGAUUGACAUGGCCAAGUAGAGGGGGCAGGCUGGACCUUGCACCAGAGAGGGGACAUGCUCAUGAAUAAAUAGUAUUUUAAACUGCC